GAGUUGAGAAGGCAAUUGCUGUUUUUGUUAGUUCUGCAAAGUGAGAGGAUUAAAAACUUCCACUUUUCAGCAGAAAUGGGACUGGCAGCUGAGCAGUCAGGUGGUUCCCUCCUUCGAAGUUUCUUAUUGGCUCUGGAAAGUCUCAUUGAAAAGAAAGUGCAGAAUAGGGCUGAAAAACUGGAAUAAUAAUGAGGGAAAUCUUCUACAGCUCUUCUGCUGUUUUUCAUUAUUCCAGACAGGUGGAAAGCAGGAACACUGGCUCGUUUUUCUGAGUACACCUGGCAGCAACUCAAGAGAGACCCAAUUUUGCCAAAAUAAAAAGUACCAAAGACAGACCUACCAAUGAAGUGUGAAAAUUGCACCAAAAAGGAAUGUAGUAAAAAACAGAAGAACGAUGAUCCACAAAAUGCAACCGUUGAUGUUCUCAAUUCAAAUGAUGAAAACAAUGAGAAAAGUGAAUUCCAUAAGUUGGCUAAUGCAAAAAUAUUCCUUAGUGACUGCCUAGCUUGUGACAGUUGCAUUACAGCCGAGGAAGCAGUCAAAGUUUACCAGCAGAAUCCAAAUGAGUUCUUCCGUGUACUGAACCUUAAUAAGAAGUGUGAUACCUCAAAACAUAAAGUAUUGGCAGUGUCUAUAUGUCCUCAGUCUUUGCCUUAUUUUGCUGCUAAAUUCAAUCUCUCAGUAACAGAAGCGGCUAGGAGGCUUUGUGGCUUCCUCAAAAGUCUUGGAGUGCAUUAUGUCUUUGACACCGCAAUAGCUGCUGAUUUCAGUCUUCUGGAGAGCCAGAAGGAAUUUGUGCAACGGUACCGCCAGCAGAAUCAGGAAGAACAUGUUUUGCCAAUGUUUUCUUCUGCCUGUCCAGGUUGGAUCCAGUAUGCAAAGAGAGUCCUGCCCAGCAUGGUAAUCCCACAUAUUUGCACUGCGAAGUCACCACAGCAGAUCAUG
Molecule: messenger RNA, 945 nt
Organism: Thamnophis sirtalis
Lineage: Eukaryota; Metazoa; Chordata; Lepidosauria; Squamata; Natricidae
Source: RefSeq, a predicted model, not a curated record